Messenger RNA from Notechis scutatus (mainland tiger snake), 3862 nucleotides. RefSeq lists its product as uncharacterized. Gene Ontology annotation, biological process: regulation of DNA-templated transcription. Lineage: Eukaryota; Metazoa; Chordata; Lepidosauria; Squamata; Elapidae. Gene Ontology annotation, molecular function: DNA-binding transcription factor activity, RNA polymerase II-specific; RNA polymerase II cis-regulatory region sequence-specific DNA binding. The record is from RefSeq and is a predicted model, not a curated record.
AUGCAAGUAGACCGCGGGGCCUGCUGGGAGUCGCGGGAGACGGGGGGGGGGGCGGGGUCAUGCCCGUCUGGGGCCUCCCUGAAGGCCCGUGAGAGGCGGAGGCUUCGGCCGGGCCUUCCCUGCGGGGAAGGGGACGCAGCCGCGACCCGCCUCUAUUUCUCCCCUUGCAGGAGCACAGAGGAGCCCGGCAGAGGAAAGAAGGAGGCGCCGCUCGAGAGGAGGAGGCUGGAAAAGGCCGGCAGUCUCCGGGGCUGCAGGAGGGAAUGAGUCGAAGGGGACUCCGGGAAAGGCGGCUGCCCGGAGGGCGAUGCGGGGAGAAGGAAACGGGCGGAAACCCCGACACGGGCCUGGAGGGCGGAGAGUCCUUCGAAAGACCCGGGAAUCCCCAGAGAAUCCAGGAGGGAGGAAAGAAGUAUCAGUGCCCAGAAUGUGAAAAAUCCUUCAAAACAAAUUCACAUCUUCAGAGCCAUCUAAGGAUCCACCCAAAAGACCAACCAUUUAAAUGCCUGGAGUGUGGAAAAAGCUUCAAUCAUAGAGGCAACUUUGAUAGACAUCAAAGAAUCCACUCAGGAGAAAAGCCUCAUAAAUGCCCGGAGUGUGGAAAGAGCUUCAGUCAGUUGGGAAACCUUUCUAGACAUCAAAGGGUCCAUUCCAGAGAAAAGCCAUACAAAUGCCUGGAGUGUGGAAAGAGAUUCCAUCUGAAGGAAUACCUUUAUAGACAUCAACAAAGGAUCCACUCGGAGGAGACACUGAAUAAAUGCCUGGAGGGUGGAGGGUCCUUCGGAAGACCUGGGAAUCAUCCCCAGAGGAUCCAGGAGGGAGAAGAGAAAUAUCAGUGCCCACAAUGCGAAAAAUCCUUCAAAAGAAAUGGAGAUCUUGAAAGGCAUCUAAGAAUCCACUUAUUUGGAAACCCAUUUCAAUGCUUUGAGUGUGGAAAGAACUUCAAUCGGACAAGAGAUCUUACACAACAUCAAAGAAUCCACACAGGAGAGAAACCUUAUAAGUGCCUGGAGUGUGAAAAGAGCUUCUGUCAUAGCAGCAGCCUUCAUAAACAUCGAAGGAUCCACUCAGAAGAGAAACUAAAUAAAUCCCUGGAGGGCGGAGGGUCCUUCCGAAGAGCCAGGAGGCCCCAAAGGAUGCAGGAGGGAGGAAAAAAAUACAAAUGCCCGGAAUGUGAAAAAUCCUUCAAAAGAAAUGGACAUCUUCAAGGCCAUCUAAGCAUCCAUUCAGGAGAAAAGAAAUACGAAUGCCCAGAAUGUGAAAAAUCCUUCAGAACAAAAGAUCUUCUUCAAAGCCAUCUAAAAAUCCACACGGGAGAAAAACCUUAUAAAUGCUUUGAGUGUGGAAAGAGCUUCCCUCACAGGAGCAGCCAUGAUAGACAUCAAAGAGUCCACACAGGAGAAAAACCUUAUAAAUGCUUUGAGUGUGGAAAGAGCUUCAGUCAGACGAGCAGCCUUAAUGCACAUCAAAGAAUCCACACAGGAGAAAAACCUCAUAAAUGCUUGGAGUGUGGAAAGAACUUUGGUCAUAGCAGCAUCCUUUAUAGACACCAAAGGAUCCACUCAGGAGAGAAACCUUAUAAGUGCCUGGAGUGUGGAAAGAACUUUGGUCAUAGCAGCAGCCUUAGUAAACAUCAAGUAAUUCAUUUACAAGAACACUACGAUUGCUGGGAAUGUGAAAAAGGCUUCAAAACCAUUCAAAUCCUUGAAAAACAUCUAAGAAUCCACUCAGUAGAACAAAUGAACAAGUGACCUUCUUCAAAGCUAUCUAAGAAAUCCACUCAGGAGAGAACCCUAAUAAAUGCCUGGCGUGUGGAAAAAGAUUCAGUCAGACAAGCAGCUGUUACGCACAUCAAAGAAUUCACAUGGGAGAAAAAUGUCAUAAAUGUCUGACAUGAGGAAAAACCUUUGGUAAUGAGACCAUCCUCUAUGAACAUCAAAGGAUCCACUCAGGAGAGAAACCCUAUAAAUGCCUGGAGUGUGGAAAGAGCUUCUGUCACAGGAGCAUCCUCUACAAGCAUCAAAGAAUCCACAUGGGAGAAAAACCUUUUAAGUGUCUGCAAUGUGGGAAGAGCUUCAACAUAAGAGGUUCUCUGUAGAGACAUCAAAGGAUCCACUCAGAAGAGAAACCGAAUAAAUGCCAGGAGGGCAGAGGGUUCUAGGAAGACCCAGGAGUCCCCAAAGGAUCCAGGAGGGAGAAAGGAAGUAUCAACGCCCAGACUGUAAAAAAAUCCUUCAAAAGAAAUAACCAUCUUCAAAACCAUCUAGGAAUCCACACGGGAGAAAAACCUUAUAAAUGCCUGGAGUGUGGAAAGAGCUUCAGUCACACGAGCAUCCUUUAUGCACAUAAAAGAAUCCACACGGGAGAAAAACCUUAUCAGUGUCUGAAAUGUAGGAAGAGCUUCAGUCGGAGAGGUUCUCUCUAUAGACAUCAAAUGCUUCACACGAGAAAACAAUAUCAGGGCCUGGAGUAUGGAAAGAGUUUCUGUGAGAGUGGAAGUCUUUAUAACCGUCAAAGGAUCCACAUGGGAGAAUAACCAGAUAGAGUUAGUCCUUGAUUUACAGCAGUUCAUUUAGUGACUGUUCAAAGUUACAAUGGCACUGAAAACAGUGACUUAUGGCUGUUUUUCACACUUAUGUCACAUGAUCACAAUUCAGACGUUGGUAAACUGACUCCUAUUUAUGAUGGUUGCAGUGUUCCGGGAUCAUUUGGUCACCUUUUGUGACCUUCCUACAAGCAAAACCACUUAAGAUUCACUUAACUGUGUUACAGUUACAGUGAUUUACAUAAUUGGCAAGAAAGGUCAUAAAAUCCACUUAAAUGUUUCACUGAGCAAGAAAAAUUUGUGGCUGAAUUGUAGUUGUAAAUCGAGGGCUACCUGCAAAUACCUGGAAUGUGGUAAGAGAUUCAAUUCACAGCAAACCCGUAAUUCACAUCAAAGACUCCACAGAGGAGAAAAACCGUAUAAAUGUCGUGAGUGAGAAGCGCUUCCUUCUGUAUCGAAGGAUUCACAUGGGGAAAAAACAAUAAACUUGUCUGAGUGUGGAAUGACUUUCGGUCAUGAUGUAUGUCUGAGUAGAUUAGAAUUCUUUAUUGGUCAAGUGUGAUUGGACACAAGGAAUUUGUCCUCUAUUUCAAUCCCACAGGAAUGAUAGGUCCUCUAUUUUUGUCUUAGAAGAAACAGUUGCACCUUACGAUUCAGGAGUUGCUACUGGAACGUUCUGAGGAAACUUACCAAUUUCCGUUGUCCCCACAGGUCUUUCCAUGUGCCUGGAAAUUAGGGAGUUUUCUCCUGGGUUAAUUCUUCCCUUGAAAAUAAGACUUGCCCCUUCUGUACUUUUUGGCACACUCCAUCCUUCCAUACAGAGAAUAAACUGCACUCUUGAUUAUUAAUGAGCCAACUCACCCUUUUCUCUCCUUUUUGCCUCCAACCUGAUCCAGUGCUACCUUUAUUCCCUCUUUAGCAAUUCAAGUUAUGGACACCACAGGUUUCUUGUAUUUCCUUGUAACUUUCGUAUUUUUAUCAUAACCUUGUAAUAUAGAAAGUUUCUAGAUGCUUGUAACUUUACAACUGUCUGAUAAGGGACUUUCUCAGGCUGAAUAAUAAAGGACUUUUUCGGUUGCACUUGCUAGAAGUUUCAGUUGAUCAUAAUUGUAUUUUUUUUUCACAACAGAAGCUUGUGAGGCUCAUGACGCUUUUCCCCCAUGCAAGCAUUCUUUUAGUACAAUGCUCAUUUCAAUGCAGCCCCAUGCAGUUAAUGUGGUUCUCCGGCACCCUCAUCCUGGCUUUGCUUGUCGUUUUUCAUUUCUUCUCUUGGAAUUGAGAAAAAAUUUCCUACCAGUGAGGACAAUUAACCAGUGG